This is a messenger RNA of Schistosoma curassoni, 2178 nucleotides long. Lineage: Eukaryota; Metazoa; Platyhelminthes; Trematoda; Strigeidida; Schistosomatidae. The record is from the annotation of a GenBank genome assembly.
CGGUGAUUGUGAUAGCUAGUGUUCGUAGAAGGUCGAGCAAUGUACUUAUAGUUUCGUUUCCGACAUUGUCAUUAUCUGAGGCUUGUGUUACCGCUGAUUGUUGUUUUCUGCUUUCCUUAAAAUUGAACUUUUAUUCUUCUUCCCAUCUCUCCUCACCCUAUUCGGCAUCCUCCCCUAGUGUAUUGUAUCAUCUGGUUAGACACAAACUGCUACACGUUUUAAGAAUUGUUUGGACUGACUGGAUGAUAACUCAACCUUUCAACCUGAGUGGUCCUAGUUUAUCUCACUGAGGUUCAACCCACACUGAUUUUUCUCGACAGUUUGCGUACGAUAUUGUCAAACAACAUGCCUAAUAACAUCAGAGAAAUCGCUAGAAACUAACGGACAGUCUUCUCGUUUGCAACCCACCAGUUCACACGCUACCUUUAAGCUACGAGAAAAUACUAGAGGCUAAUGGAAGCUGUUGCUAACUAUCCAUUUACUCCUACUGAACCUGACGAACUUGGGUUUGAAAAAGGUAGUACUUUAUAUAUUAUUGAUAUGGAAGAGGAUCCGAACUGGUAUAAAGCCCGACAAGGGAACCAAGAAGGCAUGGUACCUGCAAACUAUAUUUCUUUGUAUCCUCAUCCAUGGUACAUACCCAGAUGUAGUCGGCGAGAGGCAGAGGCCAGACUUUUAGAAACUGAUCCGAAUACGAAUCGGGACGUACAACCUGAUGGAGCAUUUAUUUUACGGCAAAGCGAAAAUGAUCCUGGUCAGUUCAGUAUCUCGGUCAAAGAAGGUUCAUCGGUUUUGCAUUUCCGUAUAUUUUUCGAUCCAAGUGGUAAGUAUUACAUCUGGACGAAUAAAUUCGACUCAAUCAAUGCCCUAAUCGAUUAUCAUCGUCAUCAAACAAUAUACGGGGUAAAAGCACUCCUACUACGUGAUUGUGUUUCAAGUAAUACUUUUGGUUCAGUUGGUUCCGGUCCUAAUGUGGUUUUUAAUAACCCUAGCGUUCACACAAAUACUUCUAUCAAGGGUUCCCAACCACAGGCUACCGUUGGUUCACAUUUACAUACUAAAGAGCACCCUGCUCAAAUGAAUGUGGAUUUACCUCCUGGAGUGGUAUUAACAAAUUUAUCGGGACGACAAUGUGUAGCCAAGUUUGACUUCAAUGCUGAGUUUCAGGAGGAAAUGUCAUUUCGUCAGGGAGAUCGUCUUCGACUGCUUGGUGAAGAAGAUGAGAAUUGGUGGUUUGCUGAAUUGAUAACUCAUUCUUCUAGUGGUCAACCAACUUCUCAAGGCUUAAUUCCUGCUAACUAUGUCAAACUCUUAUCAAAUAAUACGUCCAGUUCCACAGUUUCUAACAUGCGUAGUAAUCCUUCUAAAGUUCCACAACCCUCUGCUCAGAUCGCUCGUGCUACUUAACCUCCUUUGUAUAAGUAUAGUUGCAACGCCAAUAUAUGUACACUACCUUAAUAUAUUUGAUGAAUCAAUUUGUCUAAUUUCCACAGUUUUUGUGUUUAUUUUUAUCGUUUUUAUCUGCUUUUGUGGAUGAACUUUCAUGUGAUAACUAUAUGGUAAGUGAUAGAAACUCAUGCUCAUCUCAGUGAAUGAUUCGAAGCUCAAUCUGGAUUUUCUACUUACCGAAAGUUCAUAAUACGAUCGGUUUCCUGUCAGCAAAUUUCAGUUUAAAUCUCAGAGUUAUUUGAAUGUUUUUUUUAAAUGAAAUAAAUUGUACUACUGAGACUAAUUGGUCAUCUUAUUACCCUUAAGUUUCGUGAUUUGUAUUUUUUUUUCAGAGUCGAAGCGUUGCUUUGGUUUUGUUUUUCAUUGUAUUUUUAAAUGAAAUAUUAGUUUCUCUGACUGAUCUACGUUUGCGAAUAUUUAUGUAUGUGGGCUAAAAUGUUUCCGAUGUAUAUAUUUGGUUUUAGGUUAUGUCAUUGUUUAGUGCAUAAUUAUCCGUGUAUAUUGCUAUUAUCAACAUACGCACAUUCUCUGUAGAAAUUUUUUUCUAUAACAGGCCAAUAAAUAGUAGUUGUAUAUCAAACAUCCAAAGUUUCUUCAGCAAGUUCACGUCUUUGUUUCGUUGUCUGAUAUACCAUCAAUUAUGACUACCUCUGUUGUAUGGUUUUUUUACAGACUGUUAGAACUAAAUUUUCUUUCAAAUGGUCAUGUUUUUUUUUUCGAGAUUUCGCC